AUGUCUAUAGCAGUCGCCACUUCCGAGCGAGACGCGCAUGAAAGUGUGAGUGUCCUUCCGACGGCUUCCAGAUGGAAUCUGCUCCAGAUCACGGCUCCGGACUCUCUUGCCGUCAGCUCUUCGGGCAAGAAGAAGGGCUUUUUCUCCACACUGACCAGUUACUUGACCUCCACCCACAAAAGCGAUCCGAAGCCGGUUGUGCAGCAGAAAAAGAAGCUGAUGAACUCGUGGGAUGACGUGGAUUUGGUGCGGCUGAAUACGCUCGUCUGCAACAUUCUCUACGACGCCAAUUCCUACGAGCCUCUGUCAGAGAGUCCGUUCCCAAUAGAUUGAAUCCUUUAACUUUCAGAAUCUCUGAAAUCGAAAGAGUGGCGGGCAGACGACGUGAGCACUGUUUCUACGGCCUCGUCUCCGUGCUCUUCUGCCUCGUCCUCCUUCACGACGCCAUCGGAGCCAUCACCGCGUUCAUGGUUCGUCUUCGGAAGAGCUUCCCAGAGCUCAGCCUCUUUUCCAGACCCUCCUCGUGCCCACGUCCCUCAUUGCCGUCGCAAUUUCCUCGCCGUCUUCCUACGAAAAUCCGAGUUAUCUCAAAGAUCAUCACGACUUUUUCGUUCGUUACUGGACAGUUUACGCGGUGUUCGUCGCCAGCGAAUCGUUCCUCUCUUCGUUCGUUUCGUGCUCCGAAUGUCCUUCCGAACCCGCUGCAUUCAGGCUCAUCCAAUGGGACCUUCGUCUUUUCCGUCUCGUCUUCAUGACCGCCUGUCUCUCUUCGAGAAUUCCCGUCCUUUCCACUGCACAUGGUAGGUGGCACGGCUGUGCAGUAUCCGAUCAGAUCACACUUUUGCAAUUUUCUCAGUCUUGAAUUCAAGUAUCUUUUAAAGUUUCGAAAUAUUCGGUUGUUUGCCGAGCAAGUGAGCUAUAAAGAGGCGCGUUUGCCCGGAAAACGUUGGCUGCGCCUCUCCGCUCUUCUAUUUAAACGCCCGUUUUCCCGUUGCUGUCACUCGGUCCGGCGCCAGUGGUUUAGCAAAAACACAUAUUAUCACCCCAUCCCUUCCCAUUGGCAUCACUUGACCGUCGUUUUGCUUUGGGAUACAAAACCAAUUGUCAAUUGAGCUCAGAUUUCGUAAUAGGAGAAAUUGAAUUUCCAGCCAAAGUGCUCGGUUUCGUCACAGCGAUUCGCGAAUUGAUCGACAAGAACAAUUAUGAAAAGACGGCUUCAAAACAGAAAUCGAACUGA
This is a messenger RNA of Caenorhabditis sp. 36 PRJEB53466, 1237 nucleotides long. NCBI's taxonomy places the organism in Eukaryota, Metazoa, Nematoda, Chromadorea, Rhabditida, Rhabditidae. The record is from the annotation of a GenBank genome assembly.